AUAGCAUCAGAAAGAGUUAUUUAUUUCAAAAUGGUUGGAUUAUGGUCUAUGAUUCAAGAAAUUGAUCAAAGUAGAACCACUUGGGCCAUUAAGGCCAGAGCAACGAGGGUGUAUCGGGAACCCGCCCAUGAUGGAUUUCCUCCAUCUUUAGAAAUUAUAUUUCAUGAUGAAGAGGCGUCAAGAAUUCAUGGACACAUCCCUGAUCAAUUCAUUGGCAAGUUUAUAAACCUGUUUCGCGAGGGUCGGAUUUAUGUUGUGAAAAACUUUAUGGUUGAGAAAAUUUUCAUGUUUUUCAAAACAACGACGAGCGCAUACAGGCUUCGUUUCUUUAAGAAAAGUGAAGCCUUCGAAAUCCAAAUCCCAUUCCCUUCGAGGACUUUUAAUUUAGUGACCUUUGUUGGCUUACAAGCAGCGGAAACUAUUGACGACAAAGUUGCAGUCGAUAUUAUUGGACAGGUCAUCCACCAUAAAGAUCCAAAGACAAUUCUGAAGAAUGACCGCCCAAAAAAGCUGAUUGAGCUAAUCUUAGGGGAUACUGAGGGGAAUGUAAUUGGCUGCACGCUCUGGGGACCGAUGGUUGAAAUGUUGUUAACUUAUAAGUUAACCACGGCUGAACCCAUUGUCAUGCUUCUUCAAUGCUGUCGAGCAAAGAAAUAUCAGGGUCAAGUUCACGUAUCCAACAUGUUCAACAUAACUAAGGUUAUUCUAAACGGGGUUGAGGAUGAGUUUAACGACUUCAGAUCAAGGAUGGCUGAUAGGUGCGGUGAGGGUCUGAGUUUCAUGAUUUCUUCUGAUACUUCGAACGAGGGUGACAUUAGCACCGGCUAGAUUCAACUGUUGACAAUUGAUCAACUCACGCAGAUGGAAGAGGAGGGUAAGCAUUGGGUCUAUGGAGAAAUAGCAGGAAUAGACAGUCACAAGGAUUGGUCCUAGGUUUCAUGCAUAGGAUGCAACCGUAAGGUGACCCCAAAUGGUGACACUUUUCACUGCUUAUCUUGCAAUUCUUCAGAUGUUGUUCUGAGGUAUAGAGUGAACGUAAGGGUUGUCGAUAAAACAUCGCAUGCGUCCUUUCUUCUCUGGGACAGAGAGGUUUCUUGCUUGAUAGGACGGUCAGCUUCAUCCCUUAAAGAACAAAUGUCAAAGAGGAACUUCGGGUCACAUUACUUCCCCGCGGAGAUCAAUGGGUUAAUGGACAUUAGGGCUCUGUUUCGCGUUCAAAUAAAGAAAGACAGUAGAAACUUCAAGGGUAAUCAGAAUUUCAGUGUCCUUAGGAAGAAUACAGACCCUAAGGUGAUUUCCCUUUAUGUUCCUGAUUCAAGUGCAGAAGAGGAGGAUGAUGAGUUCACUAUGUUGAGGAAAGAGUUUUAUGUGGGCGAAAAGGUUGCUUCUGCCCAACAGGUUAACUCAAAGAGCCCUUUACUGAACAAAGACAAAAGAAUUGCGCUUGAGGUUGAUGCAGACAAGGUGAAGAGGGAUCUUUUUGGAGAAUUUUCAUCCACGGUGUCAAAGAAAAGGAUGAAGGGCAUAAAGAUUGAGGAACCUAAAUGUUCCAAAAAUAACAAGGGUUUUUUAUUACCUAUUUAAAUAAAACGUAUGGUAAUGUACUAUCCUAACCCUGCGUUAUGGAGAUAAAUCUUAGAAGACUAGAAGCUGCAGUAUCCUAAGUCAGUGUCUUUUAAGUGUUUUGGAUUUUGAUUUUUGUUAUUGGUUCGCACAUUUAUACCUAAAGUGUGCUCUCCAUGUAACCUAAGCACUACAAUAUGAAUAUAUGGG
Molecule: messenger RNA, 1773 nt
Organism: Cuscuta europaea
Lineage: Eukaryota; Viridiplantae; Streptophyta; Magnoliopsida; Solanales; Convolvulaceae
Source: the annotation of a GenBank genome assembly